Messenger RNA from Aspergillus versicolor CBS 583.65, 601 nucleotides. Its product is annotated as GPI anchored serine-threonine rich family protein. The record is from RefSeq and is a predicted model, not a curated record. NCBI's taxonomy places the organism in Eukaryota, Fungi, Ascomycota, Eurotiomycetes, Eurotiales, Aspergillaceae. The transcript is spliced from 4 exons. The coding region runs from base 1 to 510 and encodes 169 amino acids.
AUGGUCCGAGUAUCUACGAUCGCUGGCGCAGCCAUAUUGGUGGUUUCGGCAUCUUGCCUGCAUGUCAUUUCGCCCUCGAGCGGCUCGGAGCUUGAUCUCUCCGGAACGACAAAGGUCGAAUGGUCGUCCUCUGAUUCUGACCCAUCCACCUUCAACCUCUAUCUGCUGAACAAAGACAUAGUCCCCAGCAUCAACCUCAAGAUCGCAUCGAACCUUACCACGUCCGACGAGGAGUACACCUUUGAUGGCGUCGAUGUUCUGCCGGGCUCCGGAUACAUAUUCAACCUAAAAGACGUCUCCACCAACGACAUUCUUGCCCAGUCCGACGAAUUCACCGUCGUCUCCCACGGAGACAACACAACCACUUCAUCUGCUGCGACAACCGCGACCGCAACAAGUACGGACGGCGGAUCUGCGUCAAGCACCGAUGAGCCCAAUGGGGCUGCUACUGGGCUUCCUGUCGCUUGGGGUGUGAUGAGCGUUGUUGUUGGAAUUAUGUGUGCUUUCUGAGGGGAUAUCUGAUUAUUGCGGGUGACCUUUUCGGCGGUCUUGUGUGGUUUCUGGUUUACUUGUUGCUUGCUGUGUUUUGUAUUUGUUUUCC